AUGGAUGUUACAGCUGUCACCUUCCCCGAUUGUCUCCCCUCCAUCCUCAACGACAUCGCCACCAGCUGCUUCGUGUCCAUAGACUUCGAGCUGUCUGGGGUGGUUUUUAAACCAAGUAGUCCGCAGUUCCGGCCCCAAACUAUGCAGGAGCGAUACGUGGAAGCCAAGGCGGCCGCAGAGCGGUACCAGAUUCUCCAAGUUGGGCUGACAACAUGUCAUGAAGACAAGGAAAAUGCCACCUACAUUCUGAAACCAUACAACAUAAAUCUGAGCCCAAUCACCCAGCAUGAGAUGGAUGUGAAUCGGGACUGGACAUUCGGAAGCCGCUCGAUGGAAUUCUUGCUCGCGAAUGACUUCAGCAUUGAUCAUAUGUGCUCCUUCGGUGUCCACUACCUGUCUCGAGAGGAAGAAAAACUGGCGAUCAAAAGAGCUACGGAGAAAUGUCAAUCGCGGAAUGUUGUCCGGGUUGCAGAUAUUAAAAAAGACGACCAUGAAUCUCUGCAGUUCCUUGAAGCCGUUCGGAUCAGUAUCAAUGAGUGGCUGGCACAGGGCGAGAAACGCCGUGACUGGCUCAACAUCCCACCACCCAGCAGUCUGCAGAUUAUUCCGGGCCCCAUGCCUACCGGGCUGAGCAGUAUGCAGAAAUGGCUGAUACACCACCUUAUCAGCGACGAAUACCCCAACCUAACGUCGCGAGGUGCGUCAACGUUCGUCCAAAUCCUUUUGCGGGACCCGUGCAAUGAGCAAUCUACCAUUGGUGCGAAAUUGAAGGUCAAAAAGGAACGAGUCCGGAAGCAUGUCGGGUUCCGCUGGAUCGCAGAAGCACUUGUGGGUGGAAGCCUGGUAGAACUUGAAUCGGACGCUUUCCAUCCUCUGAUGAAGAUAAUCGAGCAGCCAGCUUUCGGAAUCCAGCAGUUGGCAGACAAAGUGAAGAACCGGCUCAAGGAGAACAGACCGGUUCUAGUUGGCCACAACAUUUUCUGCGAUCUGCUCUUCUUCUACAGGUGUUUCCUGGGCCCGUUGCCGAAUACCCUCGCCGAGUUCCAGACCGUCAUCCACGAGGUAUUCCCCAUGGUAGCUGACACCAAGUACAUUGCCACUCAUGACUGCGGCUCUCUAAACCCCAUGUCUUCGCUCGAAGAACUCAACACGACUUUGGCUGGAAUAGAAAGCCCCAAGAUAGAGAUCGACCCUCGCUUUCCGAAGUACAAGUUCCGUAAGCGUACUCACGAGGCAGGAUACGAUAGCAUGCUUGCCGCCAUGGCCUUCAUCAAACUGGCAGGCGAGAUACAGCGCAGCCCUUCCCAGCCGACUGUCAGAUCCCGGCUACACACCACAACGCCCAGUUUGGUUGCCGGUAUUAUGGCACAGCCUAGCAACCAGACUGUUCCAGGAAGUGAAUUCAGCAACUUCUUUGACGUGGAUACUGAGACCAUUCCGAUGAUUCAUCCAACUCAGAUUGCUCGAGCUGGCACAUCCCUAGCCAACACUGGUUCCGGGCAUAUAGCUCGCCUAGCCAGCCAGGGCAAAUUACUGCCGCGUCUCGGGGAUCCCUUCUGGGAUAUCUACGGGAACAUACUGCGGGUGUUCGGUACACAGGAGAGGAUGUUGCAGCUCGGAAAGCAGGUGCCAGAGCAGGAAGAUCUGCUCUUGGAUAUUUGA
Penicillium concentricum is the source of this 1662-nucleotide messenger RNA. Its product is annotated as CAF1 family ribonuclease. Lineage: Eukaryota; Fungi; Ascomycota; Eurotiomycetes; Eurotiales; Aspergillaceae. Gene Ontology annotation, cellular component: cytoplasm. The transcript has 5 exons. Gene Ontology annotation, biological process: nuclear-transcribed mRNA poly(A) tail shortening. Gene Ontology annotation, molecular function: poly(A)-specific ribonuclease activity; RNA binding. The record is from RefSeq and is a predicted model, not a curated record. The coding region runs from base 1 to 1662 and encodes 553 amino acids.